Molecule: messenger RNA, 4521 nt
Organism: Scomber japonicus (chub mackerel)
Lineage: Eukaryota; Metazoa; Chordata; Actinopteri; Scombriformes; Scombridae
Product: vascular endothelial zinc finger 1-like
Exons: 7
Coding region: 41-1540 (499 amino acids)
Biological process (GO): regulation of transcription by RNA polymerase II
Molecular function (GO): DNA-binding transcription factor activity; RNA polymerase II cis-regulatory region sequence-specific DNA binding
Source: RefSeq, a predicted model, not a curated record
UCCUUGUAGGUUUCCUGCAGAUUUUAGCUUAAGUGUUGCAAUGGAACCGAGCUGGAGUACGUUUUUAUUCCAACAGGCCAAUGAGGCUCUGCAUCACCAGCACCAAGUAGCCGGGAAUAGCCUCUUGCCUUUGCUCAAUUCUGGAACGGAGCCACCUGAUCAGAAACCAGUGCUGCCCAUUCCCUUGGACCAGAAACCCCCUGUCAGUGCUGCGGAACUCCUUAAAGACAAUGUGGCCAGUGGGACUGGGGGAGGAGGUGGUGGAGGGCCUUCAAUUGCUGUGGUCAAAAAGGAGCCUAAAUCAAAGACGCCCUUCAUCUGUGGCUACUGCAACAAGGCUUUCCGGGACAGCUACCACCUGCGGCGGCAUGAGUCUUGCCACACUGGCAUUAAAAUGGUUUCGCGGCCUAAGAAGGCACAAACAGCCCCCACGAUGGUGCCACUCAUAUCUACCGUACCUCGUGAGAAUAGCGGAAACCCUUCAUAUAUUACCACAGUAGCUGGCAUCUUGACUACAGCUACCACAUCAACAUCCACAGGCACCAGUGUCAUGACCCCAAUGCAACAUCAACAGCAGCAGAGCAUCCCUAAGAAGCCUCCCAAGCCAGUGAAAAAGAAUCAUGGCUGUGACAUGUGUGGUAAGGCCUUCAGAGAUGUAUACCACCUCAACCGUCACAAGCUGUCGCACUCUGAUGAGAAGCCGUUUGAGUGUCCCAUCUGCCAGCAGAGGUUCAAGAGGAAGGAUCGUAUGACCUACCAUGUCCGCUCCCAUGAUGGUGGAGUUCACAAGCCUUACAUCUGCUCUGUCUGUGGGAAGGGCUUCUCCAGACCUGAUCACCUAAGCUGUCAUGUCAAGCAUGUCCAUUCCUCAGAGAGGCCUUUCAAGUGCCAAGUUACGGCCUGUACCUCUGCUUUUGCUACCAAAGACCGUCUACGCUCCCACAUGAUCAGGCAUGAAGGCAAAGUCACCUGCAACAUCUGUGGCAAAAUGCUAAGUGCUGCCUAUAUCACAAGUCACCUCAAGACGCACGGCCAGGCCAGCUUCAGCAACCCAUGUAAUAAUAAAGGCAUAAGUGACUGGCAGUGGAACCACUCAGGGCCACGAAAAGGUGAGUUGACGGUAGGAGAGAUUUUAAAUAACUCCUUCCAAGUCCUAAUUGACAGCUCUCACAAAGAUGCCAACACCGUGCACAACUCCACCACUACAACACCAGUCACUAACUCGGCAGCAAUCACCUCAGCUAUAAACCGCAGUGUCAGUGCCAACAAUCCUGUCACCAUUGCUGCUCAGAUGAACAUCGCCACCAGCACAGUCAACAUCACAUCACCGGUCAACCUGCAGCACCCUGUAACCAUCACUGGUCCUGUGAACCUGGCCUCUGUCAAUAUCCCUACAACAGCACACAUGAAUAUAGCCCACCCAGUGGCUAUCACCACCCCCAUGCCCAUGAAUAUCACCGGGCCACUCAACAUUGCCAUGAGGCCCAUGGAGAGCAUGCCUUUUCUAUCCCAAGUUCUGCCUUCCUCACCUCCUUGGUAGAGCUUUUUUGCAGAUGUAACUGCUGAGAAUGUUUUAACUGCCUGAUAAUGGAUGAGCUUGUCAAGUAGUCUACAUGGAUUGGAAAGGUAAUAACUUUCCAAAUAAUGUAAUACAUCCACAUUCAUAGUUACCAAUUAGUGUCACUUGCUGGAGUCAUUAUGUCAUAGUUUGUCAAUGUUGAAUUAUUUCUGUAUUUAUAGAGGGAAAAAAGGUUUCAGACACCCUUAAUCAUAAUGGAAUGAGUUGUUUUGUUUAUUAACCUAAAACUGGAAACAGUGUAUUGAUACUAGAUAGAAAUUCCCGUUUUUACGCAAUGAAUUAAAUACCUGACAAAUCAUGGUACUUGAUCACAUUAAUGCAAAAAUUAUGUAAAUCAAAUAUUACCACUAAGCAGUUCUACACAUGGAUUUGCAUAAACACAGCAGCAAAGUAACGUCCUCUUAUUGACUCUUCCUGUAGCUAUGGACCAAAUUUCACAGUUCCAAUCAUGUGUUUUGCUCACUUGAUAUCGAACUGUGGUCACAUGAUUUUUUACAUAAUGAACAGGGGAUUGUAAAGCCUCUGUCUGUGAUAAGAUGGUCUUUAGUGUUGGAUGUGAUUGGCCUCCAAUCUCUGGUCUCCGAUAUGCAGUUGAAAGAUCUGAAUUGGGUAGAAAGAGGCUUAAAUCCAGAUUAUUUUGUAAAAGUACAAUAACCAAGGUUAAGAAUCAACAUUUUAUUCUCAGAUAAACUUGAAUUUGUUACCUCUUUAGUGACUGACUGCAGAACACUUAAAAUAACUUCUCUCACAUGCACCCCUAUGACAUGAUGAUGAUUGAAAUGUGGGUUUUUGAAAGCUGAUGUAAUCUACAGGUACUUUGUGUAAAUGACCAUUUUAUGCCAAAGUUUUUCUAAGAAUGAGGAUUCCUUCUCAAUGCUAUAUUUUGGAAGAAAUCCUUUUAAACAACAUUUAGAACAUCGCUGAACACUAAAUUCUCCUUUUUGAAACCCAACCCAAGGUUAAUGAAAUUGGCACCUUCAGUCACUCCCCCACAUCACCCAUUUCUACUACUCCCCCUUGAGUUGUGAUUAGGGGGCAACCCCUCUCCAACUGACCCCUUAUUUUAUUAAAAGGCAACAUGAAGUGGUGUUAACCUAGUUAUGUACAAAUUUUGCAUCCAUUCAUUUUACCCAGUACUCGAGAUAGCAGUUCAUCACAUCAACAGGUUUUCUACUUUCAAACUGAACAAGUAUUUUCUUCCAUUUUUGACAUGGUUUAAAGUGGUUGGGCAGUUAUUAUAUUAUCAGCAGCUACAUAUCCAUCCAUAUUUUAUAUUUAUCCCAUGCUUACCCCAUUUUCAAAGAAGAUUUUUUUAUUUUUGUUUGUUUUUUGUUUUUAACCCCCACAGAUAAGUGAGGGUGAAUCAGCUUGUUGCCACAGCAUUUGCAGUGAACACAGAUGCUGUGGAAAGGCAAGCCCUUAUAGAGCCCUGUCUCCCAAUACUUUAUUUUAUAUUUAGCCACUAAGGACAGUGUCUGUCUUUUAAAAGUAACCAGUUGAAAAUGACUUCCUCAACUGGGUUUCUGACUUCAAACUUGGGUAUACCUUAGGUAUUGUUAACAACUCAAAAAGAAGUGUAUUGCCUGAAUGGUUCUUAAAUGCUUUCUCUUAAGGCAGAUCUUGUUUCACGUUCUUUUUUCUAUUGCUAUUUUAGUGGACUUAUCAGUGUUUAAUGGUUUAUAUAUUUUAAAGUACAAAAAACAAAGCUUCCUUUUUAGGGGAGGGAGAGUGAUAUUAUGGAUUCCACUGAUGGUUCAGGGGCUUGUAAGACAGAUCACUCAUGUCUGUUUUUAGAAAUCGCUGGAAGCCAGUCACUCAUCACUGCUGGAUACUCUACAAAUGUUUAUCUGUGACAUCUGUUUGGAAUUGUUUGUAUGUAUUUAUGUCAGGAUAUGACAGUUGAAGGUACAGAAAAGAGGAAAUGUCUCGUACUGAAAGCUUGUCCCCAAGGUUUUGCCUUAAAAUGGCAGUAUUUUCAAAGGUCAAUUAAUUUUAAAUAUUAAUUACUGAGGACUUUUUAACUGUAGAGGUCAAGAGAGUUACCCAGUGGCUCAUUAGGCAGCCACUAAAGCAGGCCCAAAAUCAACUUUUGUGGUAUGUUAACUUGGUUAGAUUGUUUACUUUAGCAGGUAUAGGAUCCCGUCACUGUCAGUCAAACUCAGGAAGGUUACUGAGAAUAGUCUUUAAAAACACAUUCAUCAAUUUACAUACUGACCAUUUCUUUGUAAAUAUGAAACACUAUUUUAUUGCCUUUUACCUGUGGGAGAGAUAAGCCCUCUCUAUUUAUCACAGGCUAGCAAUGCAAGAACUAUAUCACCACUGUUGUGGCCGUCCAUCCCGGGGAGGACAGAGAAAUGAGAAGAGACUGUUUCAAGGAUAAGGCCACUGUCACUUUGUGUGUCACUUUUUUUUAUUAUCAACAAAUCCCAUAAAGGCCAAACAACAAUUUAUCCUAACAAUCUGUAUAGCUGCAGCUGAUCUAGUUUUUCAAUAUGUUGAACUCUUAAAAACUAUUAGGAUGAACAGAGUGUAGUUUCUUCCCCUCAGCUUGUCAACCUAGAAAAGCAGCAUAAAUGCAGAACCACAUGCUAGUGCAUGUUAUCUGCUUCACAUGGUGCUACUCAGAGACUGAAAAUGAAGCCACAGACUUCUUUUAGAAUAAACUGUGCUCAUGUUGUUUUUACUGAGGGAAUAUGUCACUCAGUGUAGUGGUAUGCCUCUUGUUCAUAUUUGUAUUGACUUUUGGGUCUAUGGGUUAUGGCUAAAUGCACUUGUCAGGCAAGCAUAACAAAUACGCCUUGCAUUCCAACAAGGAUACCUAAAAGGCCUAUUGGUUAGGGUAAAAAUAUCCGGGUCAGAGCCAAUUAGAAGCGAAAUGGGAGUGAUUUUUAUGGAAGGUAUACAGGGUUUGCAUGCCAGACAUGGGCAUUUAGUCUCAUACA